Molecule: messenger RNA, 3996 nt
Organism: Symbiodinium necroappetens
Lineage: Eukaryota; Dinophyceae; Suessiales; Symbiodiniaceae
Source: the annotation of a GenBank genome assembly
AUGCCCGGGAUGCGGAGCAAGCUGUAUGAUGUCGGUCUCCUUCUUUCGCUGACUGCUGCCGUGUGGGCGACAGACUGCGUCACCGAGACCGGGGUAUGUUACCAAGGUUCGAACCUCGCCAUCACUCUUGAUCAAAACUCUAUUGCUGAAGGAUGCCAGGAGGUCGGCGGCGCGGUGGACUGUUGUGAUCUGUGUGCCCAGUACUGGCCGCAGUGCCUGUCCUGGCAGUUCAUUCAAGAGGGCAAUGCAGCUGCUGGCUAUGCGGGUAUGGCUUUCUACUGCUGCUUGAAGGGCAGCUUUCGCCCUGACCCUGUGGACGCCGCAUAUUGCUCAUCCGGCUACUUCAAUCCCAGUUGCACCUUGACAGCCGCAUGUAGCUUUGAGAUGACUGGCACUGGCUUCAAUGAGAAUUCCAGUGUCGUGGCUCUAGAUGCAUCCUCGAAUGCCUGUGGCAGCGGAACUGCGGCAGAAGCGUGGCCAGGCGUCACAAACCCUCAGGUUGCCACCAGUGCAGUAGAUCCGACUGCAGUGUUCGACCUUGGUACUGCAUCCGGCGGAUCUCCUGGUGAUUUCAAGCUGUGUUACUCCUCAGCAGAUUCAGAAGACCCUACAGACUAUACGACCGAGGUCGGCAACUUCACCAUGAAAGGGCCUACAAGUGGCCAAAGCUUCACAUGCACCCUGGGAGCCGACUGCACGCUCGUGCUGGCCGGCCACAGCCAGUCUGCAACCGGCGCAGCCUACAAGGUCCUGGUGAUCGAAGGUUCAACUUGUGGUGCUGGAGCAGUAGCUGCAACAUUCACUGGUACAUUCGAGAACCCUCGCAUUGUGUGGGAUAACGAGGAUGACAAUUAUUACGAGAUGAAAAUUGCCAGGACUGGGGACACGACAGCAAGCUACUCUUUGUGCUGGGCUUCCAGUCCUGCGACUGUUGACGACUACGUCUUUCUGGUAGGCAGCUUUGUCAUGACAGGGCCAACGUUUGGAAUGACACAUGUUUGUACCAUGGGCAAGGCGUGUGCGGUGAGUCUGCAGGGACAAGGCCUUGCCCAAACCAACGCGGUCCUGGCUUCCGUCGGAACGUACGAUGCCACCUUUGGCAGCAUUUGCAGGGCUCUUGAUGACUCGCUGGUAGCAUCUUUCGGAGCAAGUUUCGUGCAUCCAGUGAAGGCUGAUCAGAGCUCACCCUUUGCGGACUAUGCUUUUGGCACUCCGCUCAGUGCCCACAAUAACCAGCCCGGAAGCGGAUAUCGACUUUGCUGGGCCCGUGCUCCAACCCAGACACCGCCUGCCAAGACAAACGGAGACUAUUUGAUCGAUGCCGGUCUGUUCACUUUGCACGGGCCGGUUCAGAGCAAUCACAACUGCGUGCUGACCUCGUCCUGUUCGAUUACCCUUACUGGUUCUGGAUUCGACUUGGGCGCUCAUGGCCUACUUAUCCUGGAAAGUGGUGCAUCCUGCACCGACAGCAGUGCUUUGCUUGCAAAUGCCUCGCAGCAGACAUGGGCAAACCCAGCUGCAGCUGCCACAGAUACUUUCUCGUUUGGCAUUGCCGCAGAAGGGAUACCCAGCACAAGCUACGUUCUUUGCUGGGCUUUUCAGCCGGCCAUUCAGGCAGACUACAAUGUUUACGUUGGCACUUUCCAGCUGGGAGGGCCUGACCUUCUGUCUGGAUCCGUAUGCAUUAAGGGUGAAGAAUGCAUCCUUACUCUGACGGGUGUAGCUUUUGCAAGCACGAACAAACUGCUCGUCAUCGCACCUGGUAGCACCUGCGGCUCCGGUGCAGUUCCGGCCACAUUCAGCCCCAUGGAGGUCGAGAAAUUGGUUCAAGACGGAACCUUCACCGAGUACAGGCUGGGACGACCGAACACAGGAACUGCCCAAGCUGGCUACACAUUAUGCUGGUCAGAUAGUCCGAGUGUUACAUCCGACUUCAUGUUCACCCUCGGAGACUUUACAGUGACAGGUCCCAACGUGCAAGACGUAGCCUGCACUUUUGGAUUGUCAUGCGUUAUUUCGCUCAUUGGCUUGGACCUGGCAAGCACCAACAAGAUCAUAGUACUGUCUGCCGGAAACUGUGGUGACAAUGGCCCGACUCUAGCAUCCAUUACAGGAAUGCUUUCGACAAUCGCUGUCGAAUCACAGUCGCCCUAUGUCAGUUAUGACUUGAACACACCCUUGUCUGGUCAGCCACGUACAGACUAUACCCUUUGCUGGUCGCAUUCACCUGGGGAUGGCGCCGCGUCCUUAUACAAGGCGCCGAUUGGCUACUUGACAGUAAAUGGACCAGCGCAGGUGGCACAGCACUGCAUAUUGGGCACGGACUGUGACAUCACUUUGGCUGGUGUCGGCUUAGCCGCUACAAACCAAGUCCUCAUCAUUGAUGCCGACAGCUCGUGCGGGGAUUCUAGCCCAACGGUGGCGGCUUUCGACGGCUUGACGAACCCGGCAAGUCCUGAGACAGGCAACCCGGCCCUGUACAAGCUCGGCAUUGCACGGACUACGUCGGAUGGGCCAGGUAGUGGCUACACGAUUUGCUGGGGUAGCAACCCGAGCAGCAAUGAGAAUUUCAACAUCCAGCUUGGGACGUUCUCGAUUGAUGGGCCUGAUCGCGAGACCUCUCUGCUCUACUGCACUUUGGGCUGGUCAUGUUCUAUUCAGGUAACCGGAGUAAACCUGGCAGCUACAAACAAGAUCACCGUUACCACAUUGAGCGAUGUUUGUGGCCAGGCCAACUUGAAUCUGGUGUACUUCGAUGAUGCGGUGAAUCCAGUCAAUGCAUCCGGCAAUGACUUUGACACCUUUGACCUCGGUGUUCCGACGGGAGGGUAUCCUGGUGAUUACAAGGUAUGCUGGGGUUAUGCUCCAACGCAAGAAUCUGACUACCACGUGCCUGUCGCCACUUUGCGCAUGGGCGGACCCGUCCCGCAGGAUAAUGAGUGCACUCUAAGUGAGCCGUGCAAGAUCACAGUGGCAGGUGUCCGCCUAGGACAUGCGAGCAGGCUGCUGUUCAUCUCGCAGAAUAGUAGGUGUGGUGAUACAUCGCCCACAGUCAUCACUUGGUCAGGUAUCAACAACCCGGCUUCAACUGACCUUAUGGUGCCGCCUGCAAACCCGGGUUAUGUGUACAGUGAUGGUGAUCGCUACGAUGGUGGUCUUGGAUUCUCAGGAGAGCCAGGCUUGUAUAGGAUCUGCUGGGGAUUUGACCCCUUCAAUGGCUACCCAGACUAUAAAGUCACUCUUGGAAACUUUGUCAUGAAUGGUCCUGUGCAGGGCAUGGACAUUGCUUGUACCCUCGGCAAGACCUGCGUCGUUGAGCCGACCGGCGUGGGGCUGAAUGCAACAAACCAGAUUGAAGUCGUCUCCAAUGCUGGACUUUGUGGGUCCACCGAGGCAGUUGUUGCCACUAUUCCUGGACUCUCCAGUCCAGCUUAUGUCACAGAUGGAUCAUAUGCGUUGGGCUCCGCAGUCCAAGGUGGGAGCUACGCGCUGUGCCGUGUGCCCACUCCAGCCGAGAGCUGCAUCGGAACGCACUACCGCAUAUGCUGGGCCCACGGCGUGCAUGCUGGUGGCGCGAACUUUGUUGUCGAGCUUGGGAUAUUCAGCUUGAGUGGUCCGUACGGCACUUAUCGAGUUGACUGCAGUAUGGGCUCGGUUUGUAGCUUUAUACUUUAUGGCUCUAGAUUUACUCUCACCAACAGGAUCCUUCUCAUUGAGCAAAGUGGUUCCUGCGGCGACUCAACUCCUGUGGUCGCUUCCUUUGCUGGCCUCAUGAACCCAGGGCUCUUCAGCAAGAUUGCAGCUGAUGGCUCCUCUGCGACAGUCCGACUGGGCCAAUCGAGUGCAGGCAGACCUGAUACUUAUCGGAUAUGCUGGGGUGUGGAUCCCGUGACUGCAUCAGACUACAAGGUGGAUGUGGGAUUCUUUUACUUUCAUGAAGUCCCCGAUGGCUGUACCCCAGGUGUCUUUUCCUACACCUGCUCCUCACCUCGUUGA